GACAUAUGUUUUAUUUUUUUACUUUGCACAUUGUUUUGGAAUACAUUAAGAAAAGAAAGAUUCAGAUACUAUACUAUAUUGCUUAAUCGAUAAUGCUAUUAUAUUACUUGUAUUAAUAAUUUACCUUGAAAUCAAUAUUAAUUGCAAUUGAUAAUGUCGUCAAUACUUUUGAGAGUGACUCAAAUAAAUGCAAUUUACCUGGAUAAGGAAAUUCUUAAAGCUUUGCAACAUUUAAUUCAUAAUGCGAUUAAUAAUUCAUCGGGAAUUUUAUCGCCUUAUGAAAAGGAAUUGAAUCUGCUCCUAAAAUUGGCUGUGCUUAGAUUCUCAGUUCUGAAAAAUGGCUCUACAUUCGGUCAACAAUUAUUAUCAAUUAAAUACGCAGAAAUUUCCCCCUUGAAAAGGAUUCUUUAUAUGGUUUUGAAUUCACUUGGAUACUUCAAGGACAAAAUUGAGCUCUGGAAUCCAACACAUAAAGUGAAUGACAUAAUAAACUCAAUUAGUUUCGUCAUUAGAAUCUUGGAUUUGAUCAAUUUUAUUUUGUUUUUAUGUAGAGGGACACAACCACGAUUGAUUGAGCGAAUUUUAGGAUUAAAACAGGUAUACUCUGAUGGAAGUACACAAAGGACUUUUAAUUCAAAGUUUUUUGCACGAGAAUUAUUGUGGAAUAGCUUAAUUGAAAUAAUGGUGAAUGUUUUACCACUUAUUAACUUCCAUAAGGUGAAAAGAAUUAUAAGGGAUAAAAACCCAUUUCAAGACAGAAGAAUUACUAGUAUUCAAUCGAAACCUUGUAUGACACCCACAACUAAAUGUGCUUCUUGUAAUAAAACUCCUAUUUUACCACAUCAUAUGGGCUGUGAACACAUAUUUUGCUAUUAUUGCUUAAGAGCUAAUAUUUGUGCAGAUUCGAAAUAUCCUUGUCCUAUUUGCGGCCACUGGAACCAAAAUAUUUUUUGUGAGAGUGUGAAAUUCUGAAUUGUUUGAUUUGUUGAAGAUUGUUGGUACCUAUUGUUUUUUAUUAAAUUUAUAUAUUUCAUUA
This is a messenger RNA of Harmonia axyridis, 1036 nucleotides long. Its product is annotated as peroxisome biogenesis factor 2. The transcript is spliced from 4 exons. The record is from RefSeq and is a predicted model, not a curated record. Gene Ontology annotation, biological process: protein import into peroxisome matrix. The coding region runs from base 154 to 972 and encodes 272 amino acids. Gene Ontology annotation, cellular component: peroxisomal membrane. Gene Ontology annotation, molecular function: zinc ion binding. Lineage: Eukaryota; Metazoa; Arthropoda; Insecta; Coleoptera; Coccinellidae.